This is a messenger RNA of Ornithorhynchus anatinus (platypus), 4074 nucleotides long. RefSeq names its product hyaluronan binding protein 2 (gene HABP2). NCBI's taxonomy places the organism in Eukaryota, Metazoa, Chordata, Mammalia, Monotremata, Ornithorhynchidae. The record is from RefSeq and is a predicted model, not a curated record. Bases 1127 to 2896 code for a protein of 589 amino acids. The transcript has 19 exons. Gene Ontology annotation, biological process: blood coagulation; proteolysis. Gene Ontology annotation, molecular function: calcium ion binding; serine-type endopeptidase activity.
UGUUUUCAUAUAUUAUGUGCACAACUGGCAUUAAUUGUUGUGUUUUCUUAGGUCUUUCCCACUUGUUUUUAAUCUCUGCGGGCUCUAUUGAUUUUUCUCUCGCUUGCUUCUGAGGCUGCCACCAGGAUCUCGUUGUAGUUAAGGUGGUUAAAUUCACUGCAUGACAUUUCUUGGAAAACCUCUCUAAAGCACUGAAGAGAAGGUUUUUCGACGUUUUCUCUUAAACGGGAAGAGGCUGACGGAAGUCAACAUCCAAAUGAGACUUCAAUGCCCGAGUGGCUGUCCAAAGCGAACUGGUACCAACUGGGGUGUAGGGACUGGGCUGAGCAGAGAGAUUGAUGAUGUGGUUGGUGGGGGUAUGGGGCAGACUGCUGAACUUCAACCUAGAAAGUGAUCCCUCCCAUCUGUAGUGGAAGAGGAACGACUGGACACAAUCGCCGGAACUGAACCAGGUCCCAGUUAACAGUAUGGAGGAGCUCCUACGUGAAUAAUUCAAGGAAAUUUGGUAAUGUUAGCCUAUUGAGUUGGAGGAGUUUAUCUGAACAUCAGAAAUUCUGAUAGUUUCCAAAUUCCUUGCUAUAUCGCUAAGCAUGACGACAAUGACCAUGUUGAAGAAGACUGGACUUACUACUCAAUCAUGGUUUACUCCAGUGGUGUUAAGGAAAGGACCAGACGAGCCCUCCUGAAUACUUGCCCAACUCAGCGGACCAUCAUCACCACAUCCCGGACCAUCAUCAUCACCACUGUCAUAAGCUGAUUGAGUUCCUACUAUGUAUAGGGAACUGGACUCGGAUUUGAAAACAGAAGUACGACAGUCUUCAUCCGAAGCUGGAUCACCAUAGAAGCCAGAUGAUUACCAACUAUAUCCUGUACUGCCAAGUGAUUUUGUGGAAGGAUUGGUUAGGGGAAAAUUCAGAUUCAGGCCCAGUAAACCAGUCAAAUGGUGCUGGACGUCUCUUCCUCGGAUACUGUUCCCCAGAUGUCUGAUCAUCGGGCUCAGAGACAGUGAUCUGGAGGUUAGGGAGAUUGUAGAACAAUGAGGUAUAAAGUCACGUUUGGAUAACAAAUCAACAGAAAGACCAUCUAAGAAGGGAGGAACUCAGAAGACCCCAGAAAUCUGUUAAGAAUGAGCAUUAUCAGAUCCAGGGAUUUGUCCUGUGGGGACAGACAACAAAAGAAAUUCAUGUAUAGCGAAAAACGUUCAUCGGCAAAGAUGAUGAGCAAGAUUUCUUCACUGUAUGUCCUUCCUCUAAUGGUUUUGGUGGGGAACAUAUCCUUUGUUGUUUCACUAAUUGAUCCAGAUCAUGAUUGGAUUAUUGACGACUACGAGUAUAGCAAUGAAUAUGAUGAUCUGGAAGCAACUACUGCAAUUCCCACUGAAGACACUGAUUAUUUCAACUGGCCUUAUGACUACUCCACGGAAGAGGAUCCAUGUUCAUCCAAUCCCUGUAAGAACGGAGGGGAUUGUGUUGUGAACGGUGCUUCAUUUAAGUGUACCUGUCCAGAGCCUUUCAGUGGAACCAGGUGUCAGAAAGUGAAAAACAAGUGCAUAAAGAAUGUGUGCGGCAGAGGAGAAUGCCUUAUCACGAAAACUGAGCCCUUUUAUCAGUGUGUUUGUAAACACCCCUACACUGGUCCAGGCUGCAUCAAAGCAAUUCCAGCCUGUAGACCAAACCCUUGCCAAAAUGGAGGUGUCUGCUCCCGGCACAGAAGGAGGUCCAAGUUUACCUGUGACUGCCCUGUUGGAUUUUCAGGGAAAUUCUGUGAAAUAGGUCCCCAAGACUGUUACGUAGGAGAUGGCGACAAAUACAGAGGGAAUGUGAGUAAGACUGUCAACCAGCACGUCUGUCUUCACUGGAACUCUCACCUCCUCUUGCAGGAGAAUUACAAUGCAUUUAUGGAAGAUGCAGAAAAAUAUGGCAUUGGGGAACAUAAAUUCUGCAGGAAUCCAGAUGAUGACUCACAACCCUGGUGCUUCAUUAAGGCAAACAGUAACAAAGUGAAAUGGGAGUACUGUGAAGUCACCCAAUGCUCGUCCUCAGAAGCUCUAGUGCCCAAAGAGACUCUCACCUUGUCUCCACCCGUAGUGGAUGUGUUCAACACAUGUGGCAAGCCAGAUACCAGCCGAAGAGUCCAAAGAAUAUAUGGGGGAUUCAAAACCACGCCUGGCAAGCACCCUUGGCAAGCCUCUCUCCAGACCACACUUCCUCUGACCGACUAUAUGCCUAAAGGGCAUUUCUGUGGUGGCACCUUGAUCCAUUCCUGCUGGGUUCUGACCGCUGGACACUGUGUUGAGAUCAGAGCCAAAUACCUACAGGUUGUGCUAGGGGAACAGGACCUGCUCAAGAAAGAAUUCCAUGAACAAAGGUUUGAUGUGGAGAAGAUAAUUAAAUACCACAAUUAUCAUGAAAAAAAUGACAUACCCUAUAAUGAUAUAGCUCUGGUGAAACUAAAGCCAGUAGAUGGUCACUGUGCUCAGGAAACUAAUUAUGUGAAGACUGCAUGUUUGCCUGACUCUCCAUUUCCUGUUGGAACUGAAUGUCACAUCUCCGGUUGGGGAGAAACAGAAAUAGGAGAAGGCUCUCGCCAGCUACUGGAUGCUAAAGUCAAAUUGGUCUCCCAUUCCCAGUGUAACUCUCGGCGGUCCUAUGAUAGUUUGGUUGAUGACAGCAUGUUCUGUGCAAGAAAUGUAAAGAAGCCAGGAACUGACACAUGCCAGGGAGAUUCUGGAGGUCCUUUAACCUGUGAAAAAGAUGGGACCUUCUACCUCUCUGGAAUUGUGAGCUGGGGGGACGGAUGUGGAAAGAAAUACAAGCCCGGAGUCUAUACUGAAGUGACCAAAUACCUCGACUGGAUCAAAGCCACCAUUCAAGGAAAUUCUGGCCCACGGUUGUGAGAUGGUUUCAAGCUGUGCCAAGUACCUUGAUGAAAUGAACUCCUUUAACCCACUGUUCCUCAUCAACUUUAUUGAUGGGCAUUCAGGUUUCCCAAGAAAUGGCUCCCACCAUCAAGACUGAUGGAGGACUAGAACAGAAAUAGCUGCUCCCUGUCCACUGUGUCCCAUCUGCACCAUGAACUCCCUUCUUCCUCAUUCAGCAUCUUCAAAACUGCCCUCAGCGACUUUCCCUAGAGCCGAACCUCCAUUUUAUACAGGACUCAAGUGGAAGACCACGAAUACAUUUGGCUAGUUUGCCAGCUGACACAAAUGAUGUUAUAUUCUUCAUCAAGAAGUCAUCCCCAAAUAUUGCCAGGGAACUCAAUAGAACAACAAUUAUUUGGAUUGUCUUUGAAAGGUUUAAUUACACACCAGAUAUGUGCUGGGCACUAUACAAUUCACAGACAAGAAACCUAGAUAUUAAAAUACUGAAUCAAAAAUAAAAAUAUCUGUAGUCAUUUGUAUGGCAUUAUUUUAAAAAAGAAAUCAAAAUUGAUUUUUUCUGCCAUGCUACUCAGAGAGCCAGAGAAACAAACAGCUUUGUAAGGAAAUGCUUGAAAACCUAAGAAACCAAAUGGGGACCUCUUUUCUGUUGCACUAAUCUCCUCUCCAGCUCGUUUUCCAUAUACAAGGAGCUGCUGCGUUACAGCAUCUGUGUCUUCUUCCUUCUUACUUGAAGAAUCUCAGUUGCAUCUGGAUUCACAUUUUCCUGCUGAUCUCUACUGCACUCUGGCAUUUUCUGCAGAAAUCAAAUAUAACAUCUCUUGGUAAAACAGGAAGCCCUCUGUGGGAGUAAAGGCUGAAAUGUCUUAGAUGUACUGAGAAUGUUCUCCUUUCCAAAGAAUUGCAGGCAAGAGAGAGAAAGAGACUUCAAUUCUUCACUUGGAUAUGGCCCCUUCUACAGAAGCCAACUCACAUGGAGAAUUGUUCUGAUCUGUGGUGUACUGUCUUGAUAAUGACUGCUGACGAACAGCUAGUCAUUCCCUCCUAGAGCUCAGCUCUCAAUGCAGCACCAAAGAAAGAUAAUGCAGAACGUUUAACUUGUAGUUCACUAGAAAAGCUUGUCUCAUUCCCAGGAAAUUAAAGAAUUCUCCAUUUUAUAUUUGUUUAAUAAAUGGUUGCCGAUUGUGAAAAGUGAA